CACAGUGCAUCAUUAAAGGCGAAAAACGAAACGUCCAAAGUACAAGUAGUGCAUACAGGGAAGAGGGAACUUUAUAGCUUAAAUAAAGUGUUGGCCUCGCGACAGACGUGGAGAAAAGGUUCGUUUGCACGUCGUGUUUCUGUAAAGAAGAUACGUUUCCUUACGACAAAACUAGCUUGUGUCUUUCAACAGCAUGGCUGAGCCAAAGGAAAAAGGAGAGUUGUUGCCUCAAGAUGUUGGUUCAGAUGACUGCCUGACUUCCUACACACACGUCUACAGUCCAGAUUUACUAAAAGAUCAAGUUGCUUUUAUCACAGGUGGUGGAUCUGGGAUUGGACUCAGGAUAGCUGAAAUCUUCAUGAGGCAUGGCUGUGACACAGUGAUCGCAAGCAGGAACUUAGACAAGCUCAAAGAGGCUGCUAAAAAGCUGUCUGCUGCAACAGGACGCCGCUGUCUCCCUCUGUGUAUCGAUGUGAGGCAGCCGGAGAGCAUCACAGCAGCUGUGGACGAGACACUGAGAGAGUUGGGCCGCAUUGACAUCCUCAUCAAUAAUGCUGCUGGAAACUUUCUCUGCCCGGCAACUUCACUCUCCUUCAAUGCCUUCAAGACAGUAAUGGAGAUAGACACCAUGGGUACAUUCAACACCAGCAAAGUGGUUUAUGAGAAGUGGUUCCAGAAUCAUGGUGGCAACAUAGUCAAUAUUUCUGCAACACUUGGUUACAAGGGACAGGCCCUCCAGGUGCAUGCUGGCUCUGCCAAGGCUGCAAAUGAUGCAAUGACAAAGCACCUUGCUGUGGAGUGGGGACCCAGUGGAGUGAGAGUCAAUACUUUGGCUCCAGGUCCUAUCUCUGGCACAGAGGGCUUCCGUAGGCUGGGUGGUCCUAGAGGAGAAGCUGCUGGUGCCUUCCAGUCCAUUCCUUUGCAGCGUGCAGGCAACAAGACAGAGAUGGCCCACAGUGUUCUUUUCUUGGCCAGCAGGGCCUCCUCCUACGUGACUGGGGCCAUUCUGAUUGCUGAUGGCGGGUCAUGGCUGACCUCAGCCAAUGAUGUCUCCAUGCUGUUGGGUAUUGCCUCCUCUAAAUCUAAACUCUGAACAGGGGCUCUCCUGUCCUCCUCCUGACCAAGGUCAUUGGUCAGCAGAAAAGAAAAGAGACAAAUAAAUUCUGGGAACAAAAGAAUGUGAAGUAAUAAUACACUUUUAAUGUACAGUUUCUAAUCACCCAACACCUCAUUGUAUGAUUUGUUUUUACACUCUAAACAAUGGAUGAAAUUUACUUCAAUUCAAUUUAUAUACCACUCUCUGUAAGUAUGUGUAUUGUCAUGAAUUUCAUGUACAGUCAUGUUUUUCAACUCAUUCUAUUUGACUUUUCAGAACCUCUCUUUUUUUUAAUAUAAUGUUUAUAUUACAGUAAAAUAUAUACACCACU
This is a messenger RNA of Notolabrus celidotus (New Zealand spotty), 1427 nucleotides long. It is a transcript of the gene decr2, whose product is annotated as 2,4-dienoyl CoA reductase 2, peroxisomal. The transcript has 10 exons. The coding region runs from base 194 to 1093 and encodes 299 amino acids. NCBI's taxonomy places the organism in Eukaryota, Metazoa, Chordata, Actinopteri, Labriformes, Labridae. Gene Ontology annotation, molecular function: 2,4-dienoyl-CoA reductase (NADPH) activity. Gene Ontology annotation, biological process: fatty acid catabolic process. The record is from RefSeq and is a predicted model, not a curated record.